Molecule: messenger RNA, 13529 nt
Organism: Gallus gallus (chicken)
Lineage: Eukaryota; Metazoa; Chordata; Aves; Galliformes; Phasianidae
Gene: SMAP1
Product: small ArfGAP 1
Exons: 11
Coding region: 11347-12687 (446 amino acids)
Biological process (GO): regulation of clathrin-dependent endocytosis
Molecular function (GO): metal ion binding; GTPase activator activity
Source: RefSeq, a predicted model, not a curated record
GGAGGGAGAAGGAGGAAGGUGAGUGGGGGAAAGGUGUAUUUAGUUUGCUCUCCAUUCCCACUGCUCUAAUCCGUUAUUAUCGACAGGCAGUAAAUUAUGUUAAUCUCCUUUAUGCUGAGUCUGUUUUGCCUGUGAUGAUGAGUGAUCUCCCUGUCCUUAUCUCAACCCUUGAGCCUUUUUUCAUCACAUUUUCCCCUCCUGUUCUUUUGAGGAGGGGGAGUGAGAGAGCAGUGUGGUGGAGUUUGGCUUGCUGUCGGUGUGAAACCACCACAGCCUUUCUUCAGAGAACUUGAAGAAGCCUGAUAUUUACAAGCUAUGGUGUUUGUAUGGGACUUGAAACACAAUGAGAAUUGCCAUAGGGACAGCAUAGCAAGGAGCAAGCAAUCUCGGAGGUUCCUGGAAGUGUAUUGGUUGUUUUUCAGCACAAGUGGUUGAGUCAAGUGGUUUGUCAGGUUAGGUCUUCAGAUGGAUCUGACUGACCUAUUGCCAACAAAGGAAGGACAGGUUGAAGAUGUAAAGGUUGGGGAUGGUCUUGGCUGCAGUGACUGUGAGAUGGAAGAGUUUAGGGGUCCAAAGAAGAGAGUACAAAGCAAAGAGCAGAAUUGUAACUGUGCACUUGAGGAGAUGAGAUUUGGGCCUGUUCAGGGAUGUGCUUGGAAGAAUUAUUUGAGUGGUGGGAUCUGGGAAAGAGAGAGGUCCAGGGGUGCUGGUUUUGACUGUUUUUAAUGUUAUUUUUUAUUUCUAAGGGUCACUUUUUGCUGUAGAGGAGCACAUCCCAGUGAGCAGGAAAUCAAGCAAAGGCAGUAGGGAGUCUAAAUGAGCAAAUUGCUCCUGGCAAACCUCACAUAAAGGAAGUAAUGUAAGAAGUGAAAGCUGAGACAGGUGAUCUAGACAAUGUAGAGGGACUGUCCAAGCAUGCAGGGAUGGUGUAAAAGAGGAAAAGAAAAAUCUGCUUGGAGUUGAAUCUGGUAAGAAAUAUGAAACACAUCAGGAAGGACUUUUGCAGAUAGAUGCGUUUGCAGCAAAAAGAGGGCUAGAGAGGGUGUGGACCUGCUAUGGAAUGGAGCAGGAAGCCUGGAGGUGAGAGGUGUGGAAAAGGCUUCCUCAUCUUGGUCUUUACUGGUAAGACUUGGCUUUCAUGGAUCCCUUCUUGUAACUACUGGUAGGAUCUGUGUGUUGUGAGUAAAAAUGAUGCCCUCUGGUGGACUAGGGGCAAAAUAGAAACUACUUCAGACUUCCCUGGUUUGGUCUCUUACCUGGUUAAUGUCUGCUGAGAAUGUGAGCGAUAUUACUCUUCUGCAUUCACCUUUGGAGCCUCUAGCAUAGGAAUGGCAUGGACCUAUUAAAAUGAGUCCAGCAGAGGACCAUGAAGGUCAUCAGAGGGCAGGAACACCUCCCCUGUGAAGACAGGCUGAGGGAGCUGGCCUUGAUCAGCCUGGAGAGAGAAGGCUCUGGGGAGACCUCAUUGCAGCCUUACAGUUCCUAGAAGAGGCCUACAGAAAAGAUGGGGAAAGGCUCUUUGUCAGGGAGUGUAGUGAUAAAAGAAGCGGUAAUGUCUUUAAACUAAAAGAGGAGAUUUAGAUUAGACAUUAGAAAAAAAGUCUUUAUGUAAGUGGUGGAGAGGGACUGGAACAGGUUGUCUAAAGAAGCUGUGGAUGCCUCAUCCCCUGGAAGCCAUUCAAGGCCAGGUUGGAUGGGGCCCUGAGCAGCUGUUCUAGUGGGUAAUAACUGUCCUCCUGGCAGGGGGUUGGAAUUGGGUGGUCUCUGGGUCUCUCCCAACCAUUCUGGGAUUUUGUAGUUUUUUUUUUCUUGAAUGACUUUACUUGCCAUAAAGCAGUUUUAUCUUGUGAGGACUCAGUCAACUUAGAUUUGAAUGGGUGUCUAAUUUCAUACUUGUCUUUGUUUACAGUGGUCUGAUCACGUGGUAUAGAACUAACCCUUGCUUAUGCUCUGCUCUUGCUCUGCUUGCUGUUGCUUUCCACUUGGUGUUAUUCAUAUGUAUGAGUAUGUACUGUCAAGUAGUCCUGCUUGCUGACGCUAUAUUUGAGUGGUCAAGAGAACCUGGGUUCCAAUUUUGUUUCCACCUUAGACAAAGCACAUAAGAGUUAAUCUGUGAUCAUCCCAUCAGAGGAGCUGGUUGCUUUCCUGCUGUGGGGUCACUGUGAAGAGGAGGAGGAGGAACUUAGAGGUUUGGAGAGCAUCCUAGUGCUCCAAGUCUGUAGUAGCUGUGGGUAUGGCGAGCACUAAUUCUGUUGCUCACAGAUACGGUGACAUGUUUUAUGGGGGAUGUGAAAAAUUGCCCAGGUCAGCAUGCUGACUGUCUCAGUUAACCCAGGCUUUCAGUUGCCCUUUAUCUCUUGAGGAAAGGUAUUUGCUUCCUGCACACUGCUUCUGGCAUGUGGCGGGUAGCUCAGCCCUUGUCAGAGCAGAACCUGGACAGGAGGUUGAUGCUGAGGGGCAGUGUUGCCAAGCAACUAACUGCAGCUGGGAUUUGGUAAAAACAGUUCUGUUUCUCAGAGCUCCGCCUGUCUCUGAUUUUUUUGUGGAAGAAAAUGGAUAUGCUGAUGAGGACUGAGGAGCUGUACCUCCUUGCUGGGAAAGCUGUACCCCACCUUGGCUGGGAAAAUGAGUUUGGUUUUUUAAUUGAUCUGUGUUUGGUUAUUGAUUGCCAUACCCUUCUUGUAUACUAGCUCUUUUUUUAAGCAGGAGAGAACAGGAAUUUCGUAUGCAAUUUUAGUGAAGCACUUAAACAGUUAAAGCUUUAUGGCAUAGGACUUCUGUAGUAGGAUGAAAGGCUGUAGUCCUAUAGGAAUUUCUGCAAAAGGAAGUGGAAAUGAUUCGCUGUGUGUAUCCUGUUCUUCUUGAGUGCACUGGGACUUGCAGGUAGAUUCAAAGUGAGGUAGUGAGUGGUCACUGGGACUCAGUAAUAAUGUUGAGUAAGCUCUUUAGAAAAAAAAAAAAAGGAGUUUUUCUCUUAUGUCACAUGAAUCUGGUUACAACAAGGAACACUGCUUAAAAGGAAAUUUCCUUCCACUCACGUUUAGCUGAUAGCAUGGAGCAUUUGUGUGUUGAUGUUCCAGCAGGACAGACAAUCAUUUUGCCAAAUGCAUUUGAAUUGUAUUUUAUCUAAUGUCAUCUCAGAGAAGAAACUCCAUAGUUUCAUGAAAUGAGAAGAUACCUUUAGAGGAAAUGCAAGCUCACUUCAGCUUUAUCUGGGGUGAUAUGUUCUGAGUAGAUAUAAACAAGUUUUCUCUUUUUUGGUUCUGUUAACCAUGAGGUGGUCAAAUACCAGGUUGUUCAAAGGUUAUGGGAGCAUACCUUAGAGGUGUUUAAGACAACUGAACAAAGUCCUGAGUAGCCUGAUCUAAUUAGAUCUGCUUGGAGCAUCAGGCUGGUCUGAAGGACCUCAUGAGUUUUAUUCCUAGUUCUCACCUAAAUUACUUUGAUUUUCAUUCACUGGCUGAGCAAAUACAGCAGCUGUAUCUCUUAAAAAGCAAGUGUUAAGCAUCUCAUAGAGCAGUAUUUGUACUUCGUGUUUUGUGGGUUAGCUCUCAGAAAAGCUUGGUUCUGUCUUCAACCUUUUCCUUCCCUUGUUCUUUCCUUAAGUUCUUACCUUGAAGUCCACAGCAAGUGCUGCUCUGAAGGUUAGUAGUAUUGUUACAGGGGAAUUUGGGGAUUAUCCAAGAAUGAGAUUGUGUUUAUGUAGUAAGAAAUUCCUGUGCCUGAACUACAGUGUGUUGCUGUAGGGGAAUAACUCCGCAGAAAAUAAGAGUGAGUGGUGCAGCAUUACUAUCUGCAUACUCUAGUGUGUUUAGCCUGCAGAGGAGGUGAGCAAAAAAGGUAUGUACGUGAGGGAGGAAGGUUGGUGAGUAUACUGUUGUGGUGAACAGGGAUGUUUAUGGGUAAUGCCAUUAGCACUCAGCUACUUGCUCAUUGUCCCUUGGUGGGACAGGGGAGAGAACCAGAAGGGUAGAAGUGAGAAAACUCAUGGGCAAAGGUGGUUUAACAAGUAAAGCAAAAGCUUCAUAUGCAAACAAGGCAAAAUCACUGAAAAAUUAUGGGGAAGGUUGUCCUGGGGGAUAUUGAAAGGACAACUUAAGAACAAAGCUGUUACCUAGCGUAGUCAACGUGUGUUCAUCAAGGGGAAGUCUUGCCUUAGUUAUUGACAUCCUAUGGUAGUCACCUGCUUGGUAGAUGAAAGCAGGUAGUGGAUGUAAUCUUUCUGGAUUUCAGACCCUCAUAGUAUCCUUCUGGUCAGAUUGUCCAACUGUGAGUUGAACAAAUUCAUGCUGUGCUGGCUGAUGAACUGGCUGAAUCUCAGAGCUCAAAGGAAUGUAGUAACUGGGUCUGCCUUCUGGACAGUGGUGUUCCCUGGGGCUCAGUACAAUAGGCAGUUCUGUCCAGCAGUUUCAUCAGCGAUGAAAAAAUGGAGUGGAAUGCAUCUUCAGCAAGUUUGCUGAUCAUACUAAACUAGAAGAUGCUCUUAACUCCCUUGAAUAACAAGAGAACUUGCAGAGGGAUCUAGAUACCUUGGAGUGUUGGACAGUUAACAACAGCAUGAAGUUCAACAAAGGCAAAUGCUGGGAUCUGAACCUGAGAUGGAGUAAUGAUGGAUGCAGGUACAGACUGGGAGAUGAGUGGCUGGAAAAGCAGCUUGGCAGGGGGAGAUCUGAAGGGUGCUGGUGACAGCAGGCUCCACAUGUGCCAGCAUUGUGCUCUGGCAGCCAAGAGGGCAAACCACAUUUUGGAGUGCAUUAAACCAGCUGGUCAAAGGGGUGAUUCUCCCACUUAUAUGUUGGUAUGACCUCAUCUUUAAUAUUCAAUUCAGUUCUGGUCUCCACAACAUAAAAAGGAUGUUAUGGUCCUUGAAAGCAUCUAGAGAGGGCACCAAAGCUGGUAGAAGGGCUGGAAUGUUCCUCCUGUGAGGAGAGGCUGAGAGCAUUUAGGCUGUAUCCAGUCUGGAGAGAAGAGGCUGAGAGGUGACCUUGCUGCUCUCUGCAGCUCCCUGAGGAGGGGAAACAGAGGGAUGUGCUGCACUCUGCUCUCUAGGAACAGAUUGCCCCAUGCUCAACAGUGUUCAAGAGGCGUUUGAAUAAUGCCCUCAAUAAUAUGCUUAAACUUCUGAAUAGCCGUGAAAUGGUCAGGCAGUUGGACUUGGAUGAUCUUCGAAAGUCCCUUCCAACUGAACUGUUCUAUCAUAAAAUAAGGUAUUUAUUUGCUACUUCCUGUUGGCUGGCAGAUGUUCAGCCAUUUCUAGGAAAGCGGGACUUCGAGUGUAAUGGUUACUUGUAAGAAAAAUGCCAUGGCCACAAAUAUCCCCCAGCUUCCUCCUCCUUUCCCCAGCUUUUGUAGCUGAGCUGAUUUCAUAUGGCAUAGGAUAUCUUUUUGGUCCACUUGGGCGAGCUGUUCCAUAUCUGUCCCCACACAAACUCUUUUAAUCUUGCAGCCUCUGUAGUGACAGGACAGCACGAGAAAUAGAAAAGACCUCUGAUACAGCUCAAACAUCAGUGUGUUAUCAACACUGUUUUGGUCUCAAAUCCAAAACAGCAGCACAAGGUCUGCAUUGAAGAAAAUUAACUCCAUCCUGGCCAAAACUAGUACACUGGGGAAAAUUGGUACAAGAGAGUGGCCAGUCUGAAGGCUUGAGUUUGGCACUCUGCUUUAUACCUACAAACUUGGGUCUCAUACUUGAAAACAGAGCAGAGAGAAAAUAGAGGUUCACAUGAAGAGAUUAUGGUGGUGCAUUUACUGGUUUUGUCGUGCAGGAUAUAGGAGGGAGAGCAUCUCCAGUACCUGAGGUCUGUGCAGAGGUUGUGUCGUUGGGAGGUGCUUUCUAAACAGUCUCCUUUUCAGUUAUAUUUGAGUAAAAAUGGUAGAGAGGAGCUAAUUAAUACAACUAUUGGAUAGAUAAUCUGGUAGAUAAACCUUAUCUUUCACUCUUGUUUGUUUAUAACAGACUAUAUUACAAACGUGCUGCAAGCAAGUCUUAUUUCUGAGGAUUUUGUCAUGGUUAAAGGAAGAACUUCAGUUGCUGGCUGAGGACUUUGCAGCAGGAGCUUGUGGGACCUUUGUGUUGUGCCUGGCUGCAGGAGGCACUCGCUGUGUCCCAGCACAGAAGCACAGAUCUACAUCUACAUCUACUUGUUCUUAUCAGUGGUACUUUCAAUGUUUAGCUACUAACUUAUGAAAACAUUUUUGUAAGGUCAUAGUUCCCUACGGUUUCCUUCUAUUUCUGCAUAUGAAAGGAAUAUAAAUAGUUCACUUAAAAACAGUAAGCCUUUCAGUAGUUCCUUGCUGACAAGGGAAAAACUGUAGUCAAGACCGGUUCCAGAAGCCUCUUAUGGAAAUGUGAAAUGCAACAUAACCUUGUCUUUAUAGAAAAUUCCAGAUGCUGCUAAGAGGAAAUGAGUGCUUGCACACUUUUCUUGCAGCUUGAGCUCUGACUUGAGCAGUGCUUUCUCUUUGAGCCAACAGGCUGAAUGAAAUCAGAGCACUGCUCCUUCACCAAAUCCAGGUUUGAUUCCUAACACUGCUGGCUUGUUGAAUGUGUCCAGGUUGGCACCUGUGACAUUUCUGGUGCAAAAGAGCAAUGACUUUACUUUCCAAAGGGUACUCUGUGGUCUGCUACCAUUCUGUAAGACUGAGAGCAAUGCUGUGGCAACAUCCCAUUUACUCUGCUUAUGCUCUCCAUAUGCACUGGGUGAGGAGCUCGAGCCUGGCAGGCAUGGUAGCUCUGUGCUUCUGAUGGCUGGUUAUGGCCCUGCUUACCUGGAGAUGGUCAGAGUGACUGGGGAAAUCUGUGAUGGGACAUACUGAGUUUGGGAAGUGAUGCUUUAAGGGAAGUUUUAUGACAGUUCACUGAGGUAAAAAUGACAUUUAUGUUAUUUUUAAGAAGUGUAUUAAAAACAUUCCUAAUGAAAAUAUUGUCAUCUUAUAGAUAGGAUGAAUAGGAGACCUUCUGAUAUUUUGGGGAACAAAUUCUCCAAAAGCCCAUCUUGAUCUCACUCCUUUACUUGAAUCAGUGGUGUAUGUGUAUUAGUUAACACUGAGCUUGGAAAUACUGCAUUUUUAUUGUUUGAUAACUUAGAUUCCACAUCAUGUGAUCACCUCAUGUUUGGUAAAAUUAUUAAUUUAUUUUUAAUUUUGGAAAAGCAAACAUCUUCUCACAGUCUUAUUCAGUCAAACUCAUAUUUCUAAUAUGGGACUGUUAGUGAGGCUGAAAUAUUUUGGUUCCAUCUGUUGUGUUCUUGUUGUAUUACUUGAAUACAUCCCAGAGUUAAAGUGGUUAUAAUUUGGACUUGAGUUUUUGUUGUUGUUGAAGCUGUGUGUGGUUAUCGAGUACAUCAACUGUGUACACUUAAUUUUGUGGCUUAAACAGAACUGAAAGAACUUCCAUUCUAGUUAAGGUUUCAUACGGUUGUAGAAAUAGGGUAGUGUCCUUAUUAGAAACACAUCAAACAAUUAUUGCUGCUAUUGAAGUAUGUGUUAGUGAGCUGAAAGGCUAAAUGGAACAGACUGAUUGGGGUUUCACUGAGUUCCGGGGGAAGGACAGGCUGUGCAGGCAGACAGUACUUCUGUGUGGCUUUUGCAGUUAGGAGUGGGGCUGGGCCGGAUGGCUUUUGGAUGGCUUUCGUGAGGGUUGGCAGUUUAGAUAGAAGAGACAAACUUGUGGGAAUUCUGUCCCUGAAACUCUACAGCACUUAGAGAUUUUGGCUAAAAAUAGCCGUGCUGUGCAUCCAAGCCUUGUUUUUCCAGUGUUCUUGCAAUAAAUCCUGAGCUGUACAAUUCCCAGCCAUUACCAAGCUGAGCUCUUUAGCGGUGUGUAAUUGCUUUUAUUGCUGACCUUCAGCACGACUUCAUGUUGCUGAGUUCAGUUUUAUUUAAAACUACCGAAAGUUGUUCCUCUUGUUUGAAGUCUUCCCAGGCUUUUCUUGAUGUAGCAAAUUUGAAGUUUCUUCUUAAAUUCUGGCCUUGCCUGUGUGACAAAACCACUGAGCUGAAAAUGUUGUUUUGGGAGGACUUCCACUUCAGAGAAGAGUAAGAGAUUUCUACUAACUGCUUUAAAUGACGUGAUCUUUAAGGUCCCUUCCAACCCAAAGCAUUCUGUGGUUCUGCACACUUGUUCAAGCUAUUUGUUGCCUUUUUUUAUAUAAAAGUGUAUUUUGUUGCGUAUGUAGAUGUUCACAUCUGAAAGGCACGUGAAGGCGGUACUUGGAUAAAGCAUGGAUGUAAAGAUUGAAUGCCUCCUCCACUAUACAGGAAAAAAAAAUGAGCUUGAUGUGGGGAAGCAUUGUGACAUAAAAAUGUGCUUCAGGUGAAAAUCAGAAACUAAAUGAAUGGAGCAAAUGGCAGGUAAAUGGUCGCAUGUUUCUGUAGUUUCAGUAGUUUCUAUAGUUUCUUCAGUAGUUUCUGAAGACCAAAGACUCAACGUCUUUGAAGAACAUUUCAUUUGAGGGUGAAGAUUCUUGUAGUGCAGUUCUUGCGCAGUUUCUUUGCUGAAAGAUGUUUAAAAAUCUUGAAGAUCUCACAUAUUCUUUCUAAGAAGGUCUGGUUUUUAAUUCAUUAAAUAUGACAUUUUCCUUCCUGGCUUCUUCCUCCUGUUUUGAAGACUUAACUGAUUCAGUAGACCUUAUUAAAAUUGCAGUUAAGGUUUUUGUUUGUUUAUUUGCUUUUUGUUCUGGGGUGUUUUUUUCUUGUUGUUUGUUUUUUGAGCACAUGUAAUAAUCUGAGGUAUAAGCAGUAGGAGAUGGUGAGUAGGAUUCUACUUCUUUCAGGAGAACUGAGCAGCUUCCAGUGAAGCUGGUGAGAGACCUUUGAAACAGCGGGAUUGUACUGAAAAUACAUGACUGUAAAGCUUUUGAGCAUCUUAGUCUCCGUUUGACCGAAUCUCUGUCUCUAGUGUUGUUUUGAUAGGAGGUAUUCAGAGGAGUCGCUUUGGUUCUGCGUUGUGCUUUUGUUCUUCGCUGUGUGCCCAUUGGAGGUGGAACUCCGUGAAAUCAUAGGCUGUCCCACGUUGGAAGGGACCAUCAAGGAUCAAUCCUGGCUGUACAUAUGACCACCCCAAAAUCAAGCUGUGUUUCUGAGAGUACUGUCCAAAUGCUUGUUGAACUCUGCUAAACACAGCUGCCUAUUGGUUUUCCUUUCCUUCUCUGUAUCUGAUGUAUAAGAAUGCAUGCCUUCUGUUCACAAUCUUUGUCUGGAACUCAGCUUGGAUAAACCUUUCUGGAAAACAUUUAUUGAUAACUUCAUUAGAGUCACUAGUAGGAAGGUGCUUGUGCUGUCUGAAUGGCGCUGAGAAGUAAUGCAGAGAGAGCACCGUAUGUCCAUAUGCUGAUGCAGUCUCUGAGAUUUUGGUAUAUCUUUGGCAAAAAGGUGACUUUUGUAGGAACUGGCUGGCGACCAUGAAGAGACCUGUAAAUCUUCUUGCAGUUAAUUCGCUUUUCCACAAGAUGGAGCCAGUUAUUCGACAAAUAAAGUGGCAGCCGGUGUUCUUCCUGGUUGGCAAACGAGAAGGGAAUUAAAGUUACUUCUCUGGGUUUCCUGGUCAGAGCAGAGCGAAAGGAUAAAUCAGAGGAUUGUGUCUGGCAGAAGAUGUAGGUGAUGUUGGCCCCAGAUAAGUUUGCUACAGAUUAUUUUGAGAAUGCAAAGCAUUUAGCACACUGUUAUGUGCAGUGUUUGGCUUCCUUCCUUGUAGAAUUGCUACUUGGUAUCUGCAAGGAUGUAGAGCAAAAGCAGAUUGAAGUGUAAUACAAAAACUGUUUGGAUGUGGUGCUCAGGGACAUGAUUCAGUGGAGGGUUGUUAGAGUUAGGGCACUAUGGUUAUGUCGUGGUUGGACUCGAUGAUCUUUAAGGUAUUUUUCCAACCUGAGCGAUUCUAUGAUUCUGUGAUUCUAAAUCUUAUUUAAAGUGAAAGCCUCGACAAGCUUUUGUCAUUGAGAUCAAGUUUUAAAUAAGGAAAACUUAUUAGUUUCCUUGCUACCUACUUAUAUGCACACAGUCCGAAGGAUUUAGAGUAUCUUGUUGAGAUGUAACACAGCCACCUUCCCUUUGACAGUGAAUAUAAAAAUGUAAGGCCAUGUCCUUGUGUGUUUUACUGCAGUUUUUGCCCCUUUGCUCUUUGUAAGUUGAGGUGUAAGUUGAGGUAAGUGUGGGCAGCACCUCUGCUGCAGCCAAAUGAAUGUUUCCGUGUUAACCUGCUGCUCCAGUAGGCUGAGCAGGUGGUGGUGGAGUGGUGAAGGGGAGGAAGCUUAAACCUUGGGCUUCUUGGAACAAAUAUACUUUGGCUUGUGUUCUCUUCUAUGAUGCACUAAACCAGGCUCAGCAUUGUCAUUGCUGGUUAUUGUUGCCUGAAGAGCUAAAUUAGCUGUACACACAAAAACUUGUACAUAUAAGUUGCAGUUACAUUAGUUACAUUAACAGGGAACAUCGACAGUGCUGGCAAUUUUUAUUGCUGUCUCCUUGAUCUACUUUCUAAUAUGAAGGAGAAGAGCAUUUUGCCCAAAAUCAGCUGUGGGAAUAGGGAGGAAAGUGAUGUAAGGGGCACAUUGAAGACAUGCAAGGAACUAGUCCAGUUUAAAUAAUACGGAGGAGAAAUAUAUCAUCAAAAGUGAUACCCCCAAAAGGGAAGAGUGCAAAAGAUUCUGAAAUCUGUUUAGAGAGGAGUGUGUAGUUCAGCAGAAUAUCUAAAAAUGAUGCAUACUGUUCACAAAAUUCCCACUCUAAAAUGCAUUUUUUAAUACAGGAGUGUUGUGUGAAGAUGGAUAACUUUUUCAGCAGUUUAAAAAUUGGAUUGAAACCAGCUUAUGGGAAGACUGGUGUUUAAAAUUUGUCAUGGGCUUUCAAGGUCUUCGUGCUUAGGCUUAGAAAAGCUGAAGUCUGAUUUUGAGAUGUUCUCAUCUAUUCAGUAGCUGGAGAUAUUUUUGCACAUAGAGAAUGUUCUGCACAGUAACGGUAGUGACAGGCAAGUUUACUGUAAGUGGAAAAAAACCUCUCUUCAGCGUGUUUCUUAAAUUUACAAGUUAUCUGGCAACUCAGAAUGCUGAAGAUAUGCCAGAAAAUGCUGAGUCUUGUGGCUGUGUCUUUCAUUCUGAAGUCUGGUCCCUUAAAUACUCAAAUGUGUCACAGUUGGGACUGUUCCGGAACACAAGGCGGUGCAACCAUGGGUUCCUCCUCUUCACCCUGGGAUUUUACUGCUGAGCACGGUGUGGUACGGUGUAUAACGUGACACUGACACAGCUGCAGGGCUGCUGGGAAGAGAGCAACCAUCCCAGCCAGACCCAGUACAGUGGGAAACACCACUUGUGUUCCUCCAUUUAGCAGAACACUCAAGAAUCUUGAUUAAUUUACAUGAGCGUACAAACAUCUCAAAUAGAAGGCUUUUUUGGGCCACGAUGGGCUUCUUGGAACACUGGUGUUUUUAUUUGCAUCAGAUGUGCUGGAAUACAUCGAAAUCUUGGGGUCCAUAUAUCAAGGGUCAAAUCUGUCAACUUGGACCAGUGGACACCAGAGCAAAUACAGUGCAUGCAAGAAAUGGGAAAUACUAAAGCAAGACUACUCUAUGAAGCAAAUCUACCAGAGAACUUUCGAAGACCUCAAACAGAUCAAGCUGUGGAAUUUUUCAUCAGGGAUAAGUAUGAAAAGAAGAAGUAUUAUGAUAAAAAUGCAGCUAAUGCCUUCAAUAUAACCUCUUCUGAUACUGCUCAACCUUUGGCAUCCUCUCCUUCUCUCCAGGCUGCUGCUGAGAAGAGCAAAGCGGAGAAGGAAAAAGAAAAAAAGAAAGAAGAGAAAAAGAGAGAGAGAGAAGCAGAAAAACCAUCAAAACAAGUAGCAGUUGAAAAGCCGCAGAAGAAAGAGGAUCAGCAAUUAGAAGCCAAAGGAAGUCCAAAAAAGUCAUCAGAACCCACUGUUGACCUCUUAGGGCUUGAUGGUCCAGCUGAAACAUCAGUUGCAAAUGGAGGCACUGCUGCCGCGGCCACAGCAUUGAAUGAUGACUUGGAUAUCUUUGGCCCAAUGAUCUCUAAUCCUUUACCAGCAGCUGCUGUACCUCCCGCUCAGAGCGCUUCUGCCAAACCAGCAGCUGCCACCUUGUCUGCAGCAGCAGGAGACCUCGAUCUGUUCACUGAGCAGACAACAAAAUCAGAAGAGUCGGCAAAGAAACAGCUCUCCAAGGACUCCAUUUUGUCACUGUAUGGCACAGGAACCAUGCAACAGCAGAGUGCACCAGGUAUGUUCUUGGGCUCCUCCUCGAUGCCAUUUACCACACAGCCAUCGACUCAUUUUCAAGGUUUCCCAGCCAUGGGAGUUCCUGUGCCUGCAGCCACCGGGAUGAUGGGAAGCUUGAUGGGACAAUCGGUGCCGGUCAUGGGGCAGAGCACAGGGGUGAUGGUAGGAAUGGGAAUGCCCAAUGGAUUUACUGGUACGACACAAACUGGUGUGAUGGGACUUCCUCAGAAUGUCGUUGGACCUCAAGGUGGAAUGGUGGGACAAAUGGUUACUCCACAGAAUAAGUACGGAUUGCAACAAAAUCAGCAAGCUCAAUGGAACCUCAGCCAGAUGAAUCAGCAGAUGGCUGGAAUGAACCUCAGCAGCUCCAGCAACGUGAUGGGCUUUGGGCAGCCCCCCAGCACAGUGGCGGGAUGGACUGGAAGCUCCUCGGGUCAGACUCUCAGCACACAACUGUGGAAAUGAACGUUGCAAUAGAAGUUUCACCCAGAAGAGCCACCUAACAUUCCUUGUCCAAAUGCAUUUACUUCCGCUGUUCUCUCCAUGUACAUACUUUUUCUUUUUCCCAGGCUGUUCAGAUUAAGAAUAUAACUGACUGACCGUGUUGUGGUCUGUAUUGAUUUAAAUUUGAUGUAGUGAAAAGCAGAUCAAGAACACAUUUAUAUAUCACUGGCAGCGUUUUCAUACAGUGCAUAUGAUUUCAUAGACCAUGUAUUUAAGCAGCUGCUUAACCACAUAUUGUUUUUUUUCCCUCAAAAUUCUAGAUCAAAUGGUUUGCAUUUAAGGGACGUAGCUAUCAUGUUAGUAAUGCCCGAAAAUAUAAACCCCGAUCCCCCCCAAAAUUACCCAGUAAUCCUGUAGAAGGUACUGUAUGAACAAAUAUUUAAUCAUAUAUAAAUAGAAUGUAAAUGUAUCACUGAGCAAUGUUUUCUAGUGUAUCAAACAAAUUUUGUUUCAUCAUACAUUUCACUGUGAUGUUAUUAUGGUGUGCAUAACAGGGAAUAUGAUCGUUGAAAGGAAGAUAAACCUGGAUGUUACUCUAGUCCUACAAAUUAAGAGUCUAUUCUUUUAAAAAUGAGCAUUUGAUCCAUUUGAGUUUCCUGAGCUGAAGCACCCGAGCGGGCUCACGAGGCAUGUAGGCAGUAUUAAUGCUGAGAACUGGUAUGCAUACAAGGUAACUCGGUGUGAACAGAUCUGUCUUCCCUUGCGGAAAUAUCCAGGUUUAUGACAGUGAUUGUGUUUACAUUUUAUGGUGCCUCAUAAUGAUAAAAUGUUAUUUCCCUAUAUUAAAAGGAUGAAUCCGUAAA